UCGACGACUUCACUAUGGCGGAAGCUGAGGAGCAGGACUCUGGGUCCCUUGAGGAAUCCACGGAUGAGUCUGAGGAGGAGGAGAGUGAAGAGGAGCCCAAGCUGAAGUAUGAAAGGCUUUCCAAUGGAGUCACUGAGAUUCUGCAGAAGGGAGCCGCGAGCUGCAUGACGGUCCACGACAAGUUUCUGGCACUGGGCACCCAUUAUGGCAAGGUUUAUUUACUUGACGUGCAAGGAAACAUCACUCAGAAGUUUGAUGUAAGUCCUGUGAAGAUCAAUCAGAUUAGCCUGGAUGAAAGUGGAGAGCACAUGGGUGUGUGCUCGGAGGAUGGCAAGGUGCAGGUAUUUGGACUGUAUUCUGGAGAAGAAUUUCAGGAGACUUUCGACUGUCCCAUUAAAAUCAUUGCCGUGCACCCACAUUUUGUGAGAUCCAGUUGUAAGCAGUUUGUAACUGGAGGGAAAAAGCUGCUGCUGUACGAACGGUCUUGGAUGAACAGAUGGAAGUCUUGUGUUCUGCACGAAGGGGAAGGAAACAUAAGGAACGUCAAGUGGAGAGGCCAUCUCAUUGCUUGGGCGAAUAACAUGGGUGUGAAGAUUUUUGACAUCACCUCAAAGCAGAGAAUCACCAAUGUGCCCCGGGAUGACAUAAGUCUUCGGCCGGACAUGUAUCCCUGCAGCCUUUGCUGGAAGGACAACGUGACCCUGAUUAUUGGCUGGGGGACUUCUGUCAAGAUAUGCUCAGUGAAGGAACGACACGCCAGCGAAAUGAGGGAUUUGCCAAGCCGCUACGUUGAGAUAGUGUCUCAGUUUGAAACAGAGUUCUACAUCAGUGGACUUGCACCUCUCUGUGACCAGCUUGUCGUACUCUCCUACGUAAAGGAGGUUUCAGAAAAAAUGGAAAAAGAAUACUGUGCCCGGCCCAGACUGGACAUCAUCCAACCCCUUUCCGAGACGUGUGAGGAGAUCUCCUCGGAUGCUCUGACAGUCCGUGGCUUUCAGGAGAAUGAAUGUCGAGACUACCAUUUAGAGUCUGCUGAAGGGGAGUCGCUCUUUUACAUCGUGAGUCCGAGAGACGUCGUUGUGGCCAAGGAACGGGAUCAAGAUGAUCACAUUGACUGGCUCCUUGAAAAGAAAAAAUAUGAAGAAGCUUUGAUGGCAGCUGAAAUUAGCCAGAAGAAUAUUAAAAGGCAUAAGAUUCUCGAUAUUGGCUUGGCCUACAUAAAUCACCUGGUGGAGAAAGGAGAAUAUGACAUAGCAGCACGCAAAUGCCAGAAGAUUCUUGGGAAAAAUGCAACACUCUGGGAAUAUGAAGUUUAUAAAUUUAAAGAAAUUGGACAGCUUAAGGCUAUUAGUCCUUAUUUGCCAAGAGGGGAUCCAGUUCUGAAGCCACUCAUCUAUGAAAUGAUCUUGCAUGAGUUCUUGGAAAGUGAUUAUGAGGGUUUUGCCACACUAAUCCGAGAGUGGCCUGGAGAUCUGUAUAACAAUUCCGUGAUAGUUCAGGCAGUUCGGGACCACCUAAAGAAAGAUAGUCAGAACAAGACUUUACUUAAAACCCUGGCAGAAUUAUACACUUAUGACAAAAACUAUGGCAAUGCUCUGGAAAUAUACCUAACAUUAAGGCAUAAAGAUGUCUUCCAGUUGAUCCACAAGCAUAAUCUUUUCAGUUCCAUCAAGGAUAAAAUCGUUUUAUUAAUGGAUUUUGAUUCAGAGAAAGCUGUUGACAUGCUUUUGGACAAUGAAGAUAAAAUUUCAAUUAAGAAGGUGGUAGAAGAAUUGGAAGACAGACCAGAGCUGCAGCACGUGUAUUUGCACAAGCUUUUCAAGAGAGACCACCAUAAGGGGCAGCGUUACCAUGAGAAGCAGAUCAGUCUUUAUGCUGAAUAUGAUCGACCAAAUUUACUCCCCUUUCUCCGAGACAGCACCCACUGCCCACUGGAAAAGGCUCUUGAGAUCUGUCAACAGAGGAACUUCGUAGAAGAGACAGUUUAUCUUCUGAGCCGCAUGGGAAAUAGCCGAAGUGCCCUGAAGAUGAUUAUGGAGGAGUUACAUGAUGUUGACAAAGCAAUUGAAUUUGCAAAGGAGCAAGAUGAUGCAGAACUCUGGGAAGAUUUGAUUUUAUAUUCCAUUGACAAACCACCAUUUAUCACCGGCUUGUUAAACAACAUUGGCACGCAUGUUGACCCAAUUUUGCUGAUUCACCGUAUUAAAGAGGGAAUGGAGAUUCCUAAUUUGAGAGACUCCUUGGUUAAAAUUCUGCAAGACUACAAUUUGCAGAUUCUGCUUCGGGAAGGCUGCAAGAAGAUUCUCGUGGCCGACUCUUUGUCCUUGCUGAAGAAAAUGCACCGAACACAAAUGAAAGGUGUUUUGGUUGACGAGGAGAACAUCUGUGAAUCGUGCCUUGCCCCUAUUCUUCCAUCAGAUGCAGCGAAGCCCUUCAGCAUGUUGGUCUUCCACUGCCGCCACAUGUUCCACAAGGAGUGCCUACCCGUGCCUAGCAUGAAUUCUGCACAGUACUGCAACAUCUGCAGCGCAAAGAACCGUGGACCAGGAAGUGCAAUUCUAGAGAUGAAAAAAUAGCUCAAGUUCUGCUUCUUGGUCCCCUACUUGUGGCUCUGUUUAACAUUGUGUUUUGCAAAAAUAGAAGGCUUUGUCAACACCA
This is a messenger RNA of Ochotona princeps (American pika), 2658 nucleotides long. RefSeq names its product VPS41 subunit of HOPS complex (gene VPS41). The coding region runs from base 15 to 2576 and encodes 853 amino acids. Gene Ontology annotation, cellular component: late endosome; HOPS complex. Gene Ontology annotation, biological process: cellular response to starvation; vesicle-mediated transport; macroautophagy. NCBI's taxonomy places the organism in Eukaryota, Metazoa, Chordata, Mammalia, Lagomorpha, Ochotonidae. The record is from RefSeq and is a predicted model, not a curated record. Gene Ontology annotation, molecular function: protein binding. The transcript is spliced from 29 exons.